GCUUUAUCUCAUAUUCUCUUCUACUCAUUUUUGAUCCAAGAAAAAAAAACUCAUAUCUAUGAAACUACUAAAUAUUUUCUUGAUUCUUGUUCUUAUAAUGUCUCUACUCCUUUCUGUUGCUUCAUUACCCCUCGAACAAGAACAACAAGAAAAUCAAGAUCAUGAUCAUGAUCAUGAUCAAGAUCAAGUUCAAGAUCAAGAUCAAGAAGAAGAUAUCAACAAUGACUUGGCCGAACAAUCUUCCGAUGAGGAAUUUAGUUCUGAACGUAUUUUUGGUCGCAUUCUUACUCAAAAGAAAAUUAAGAAAACUCGUCGUAUGAGAUGCAACAAGUUCCCUAGGGUUUGCCAUGCAAAGGGAAGCCCAGGGCCUCAUUGCUGCAAGAAGAAGUGCGUAAAUGUGUUGAAUGAUCGCAUGAAUUGUGGAGCAUGUGGGAAGAAGUGCAAAUACAAUCAGAGUUGCUGUAAUGGAAAAUGUGUUAAUCCAUUUUUCAGCAGGAAUCAUUGCGGAGGCUGCAAUAAUAGGUGUAACAAAGGACAAUUUUGUGCUUUUGGACUUUGCAAUUAUGCUUAGUUAGAGUUAUAUUGUGCUGAUGCUGAAUAUCUAAUUCUUUAUUAUAUAAUGAGAUACAAAUUCUUUUGUAUGCAGUUGAAGCAUAUAGAUAUA
Mercurialis annua (annual mercury) is the source of this 664-nucleotide messenger RNA. RefSeq names its product stigma-specific STIG1-like protein 1. The transcript has a single exon. Bases 59 to 571 code for a protein of 170 amino acids. NCBI's taxonomy places the organism in Eukaryota, Viridiplantae, Streptophyta, Magnoliopsida, Malpighiales, Euphorbiaceae. The record is from RefSeq and is a predicted model, not a curated record.